UCCACCGCGAGCUGAGAUGAUGAUGAUGAUGAUGAUGAUGGUGAGUGCGCGGAUAGACGCCGAGUCUCUCUAAUACAUUUCGUUUAACAGCGCAUAAUCAUAACGAUGGAUGGCAAUGUCUUCCCCGACCAAGAACAGCUGCUAGCAUUCCUGAAAAAGCUUAAAGAAGUCUUCGACGUGUGUGACGAGGAUGCAGACGGCUAUAUUCGGGUUGAGCACUUCGUGGACCUCGGUCUACAGUUCGGCCAAGGAGAUGAAGUGAAGAAGUUUGCCAAGUACCUGGAUCCAAAUGCUCACGGCAAAAUUAACUUCAAAGAUUUCUGCCAUGGAGUGUUUGCAAUCAAAGGCUGUGAGGAAAUCCUGAAAACUGCACUUGGGACACCUAACAUUGGAGCCCAGCCAUAUCAGACAGACAAUGGUUACUACUAUCAGCACAGGGAGGGCAGUCUGGGACCCCCGAUCAUCGUAUGCACACGGCCGUACCCGGCGUGCCAGCUGUAUUCUGAUGAGGAGGGACUGGGCUGCCGGGAUGCACAGGAGUCAGAUAUGGACAGUGCUGGAGACAGUGGAGCAGGAUCUGAAUCCUCUAGAGGAGGACAACAUAAUGAUAAAGAGGAAGGACUGGGAGGAUUCUUUCUACAUGGAAACAAUUGUGGUCAUAUGGUCUCAUCAGCAGCAGCGUCAGUGAUCUCAGUGGAGGAGCAAUUCGAGGACUAUGGAGAGGGAGAGGAUGUGGACUUCACUCCCAGCAGCCCCAUCCCAGAUGAUGACACACGCACUAAUGGUUUCUCUGACCUGGGCUCUUCACUGCCCUCCAGUGCUGGUCAGACCCCUCAGAAGAUCAGGCACUUGUACAACAGUGAGCUGCUGGAUGUUUACUGCUCUCAGUGCUGCAAGAAAGUCAACUUGCUCAAUGACCUAGAGGCCAGACUCAAGAACCUCAAAGCUAACAGCCCAAACAGGAAAAUUUCCAGCACAGCAUUUGGUCGUCAGCUCUUCCACCACAGUAACUUCAGCAGCAGUCAGGGCAGCACAGAAGACCUGUUCAGAGAUAGCAUCGACUCCUGUGACAUUGACAUCACUGAAAAGGUGAGUUAUUUGGAGAAGAAGAUAACAGAAUUGGAAAAUGACAGUCUGGCUCAUGGAGAUCUGAAAUCCAAACUUAAACAAGAAAACACGCAACUAGUUCACAGGGUACAUGAGCUGGAGGAGCAGAUUAAAGAUCAGGAGACACGUGCGGAGCAAAGUCUAGAAGAGGAGUUGAAGAGACACAGAGAGGCCUACAGUAAGAUGGAGAGAGACAAGAGCACUGAGAUUGAACUGCUUAGUAACAGGGUUCAGCAACUGGAUGAGGAAAAUGCAGAGAUGAAAGUGAAUGUGUGCAGAUUGAAGUCCCAGACUGAGAAACUGGACCAGGAGAAGCAGCGCAUGACAGAUAAGCUGGAAGACACAAGUCUUCGUUUAAAGGAUGAAAUGGAUCUGUACAGGAAAAUGAUGGAUAAGCUUUGGCAGAACAGACAUGAGUUUCAGAAAGAGCGAGAGGCAAUGCAAGAGCUGAUUGAGGACCUGCGUCGUGAGCUGGAGCACCUGCAGCUCUUUAAGCUGGAGACGGAGAAGCCUGGCCGCGGCCGUAAUGCUGCCGGACUGUCUGAGUACAAUGCCAAGACUCGAGAGAUUGAGCUGGAACAUGAAGUCAAACGGCUUAAACAGGAGAACCAUAAACUCCGAGACCAGAAUGAUGAUCUGAACGGACAGAUUCUCAGCCUCAGCCUUUAUGAGGCCAAAAACCUGUUUGCUUGUCACACCAAGGCCCAGUCACUGGCAGCAGAGAUAGACAAUGCCUCCAGAGAUGAGCUGGUUGAUGCUUUGAAAGAACAAGAGGAUAUCAACUUCCGUUUAAGGCAGUACAUGGACAAGAUCAUCCUGGCUAUCCUAGAUCACAACCCCUCCAUCCUAGAAAUAAAGCAUUAGGCUCUCUGUCAAUCCUCUUGAGCUGAAAGUGGAUAGAGGACACAUGCUUCAUAGAGAACUCUGCAUUCAGGUGAGGGCUGUGAAGUGUACUGACAUAGCCCCUCACACCAAUUCAUUAUGUACUUACAGAGCAAGUUGCUGUUGAAAUGGUUGUGUCUCUCAUGUACUCUGUCUCACAUUCACGGGUUACAGUUUCCAUAGCCACUCAUGUCUUCAUGCUGUGAAUUUAAGUUGUAGAAAUUACAAAAACAAGUGAUGAAACUGGAAUAUAGUGUAGAAGUGUACUUUUCACUCUCAGUUAUAUUUACACACUACCUCUGAGUAUGUACAACUCAGUGUUGUAUUCUACACCAGAAAAAAAAAAAAAAGUAGAAUUAAUAUGAAAUCACAAUGAUCACACCAUAGAGAAGAGCUUUACAUGCACUGACAGGGUAUGGCAUAUUUUUUUUCUCUAAUCAAAUGUGCCAGAAGCCCUCUAGACUUUCUCUAAAACUUGUUUUGAUAGUACUGUUCACCAAUGAACAAUUCAGCACUGAUUCAACAGACAGAGCUAUAGAAAGACAAGAGGUCUGUAUUUGCCUGAGACUUCAUGCAACAUGAAGAUUGCAGCUGUAAUGAAAUUAUGAUCAGCAGAUAAGAGAGCUUCCUGACUGUUUUCUGUCCUCUGCGGUUUACUGUGAACUGCUGUGAAAAUAAUAAUGUUGGCAAACAUUGUGUCAGUCUACCAAAAAAGAGGAACUAGGCUCUAAAGUACAUUGCUGUUAAAGACCCCAUGAAAUCGCUUGACGAGUACAGUUUUCUGAAACAUAUUUCCUAUUGAAACAAGAAGUUUGGCUGGGACAUAUCUAAGGGCUCAUCCUUUUUUUUUUUAAAUAGCAAAUAGGCUUAAAUUAAGUAAAAGCCAUGAGCCAUGAUUUGUUCAUUGCAGGUGUUAUCAGUAGGUGGGACAUUCUCAUUCUACAGAACAUUUGAUUGGACAAAAAUCUGUGUAGCGCAACAUUACUAUUUUUGGUCGGUUUACCCAUUAGAGAAUGCGUAUUAUAAGUGUAUAUCUAUUGAAAGUUAAUUAUAUAAUCUUUUAGGAAUACACUAGCAUAUAGAUAGCUUCAAAGCUAACAGACAUGGACUAAAAGCCACAAAACUCCAAUUUAAAUGUCAUGAGGUCUUUGUUGCAUGAUGUUUCAGUUGCCAUACUGAUGGACUGAAAUAGUCAUACAGCCUCAAACAGGCCUGUACUGGCCAUAAGCAUCCUUUACCUGAGGGAUCACAUGCAGUUAUCAACAAAGAUGCACAAGAGAGGUAAACGGUGUGAGCAGAGAUGACUCAGUUGUACAAAAAUCUGUAAAAGUUUCAAUGAAAUGGCCCAAUGAAAUUUCAAGCCAGAGUGUGUGGGUACUUAUAGAGUUAGUAACUCAGUGCCAUGGGUAGAGGAAGCUGCACAUUAAAUAAAAGUGCUUGAACAAACAUCCCAUGAAUGUAUAACCAUGUCACUCACAGUAUUCAGUAUUCCCAUUAUCCCCAUGAAGGUAUGAAAUCUUAUUUAGCUAGUAAAAUACUAUGUUAAUCAAAGUAUUUUAAAUUAUUGUGUAGUAUGGGAAAGGAGCCAAUACUGCUACAUGCUCGACUGUCACAAACUAGUUUUGCUUUGUUGCACAAAUUGUACUGAAUCUGUUUCUUCGCAUGUUCUUAAUCUCUUUCUGUUUGUGCCCUUUAUUUGUAACAUACCAAUUAACAUUUUGAUUGUUUCAAUAACUAUUACUCUAAUCAGUUAUAGAGGAGCUUUUUAUAUAUUUCUGUUAUACCUUGUGUUGUAGCAUUUUUCACUCAUUGUAAAUGUUGUACAGGGACUAGUUCCUAUUUGUAUUGAUGUGCCACUGAUCAACCUUAAUGAAUAAAUGAAAGGCUGUCUUUUAUACAGUUUUAUGAUAAAAUGGCAAGAUAUGUUAUAAGUUUGACAUAUUACAAAAGAAAUGUACAGGUAUAAGACAGUUUUAAUUGUUUUGUCAAUCCAACUGUUGAAAAUAUUAAGUGACAUCAAAGUUACUGCAAUAUUCCUCUGCUUACUCACCGGUAAUGGUGAUGUCAUAGGCAAGACUCAUUCGUCAUUAUGCAUUUAAAAGAAAUGAAAGGUUGUUCUCAAGCAGUCACAACAAACUUAUGAAGAAACACCCAUUUGAAAAACUUAGCUGAUUCAUAUAAUUUCUGUUUAACACUUGGAUGACCAAAAUCAUUUCGAGCAACAAUGUUUGUUUUGCACAUUUUAAAGAGUUGUGCUGUGUCUGUGUUCACUGUUAAAGACUUUACACAGUUUAACAUCUUUUUUGGGUCAAGGUUUACACAACCUUUUAUUGCUUACGCCUUUUUUGUUCUUAUUGAAAAAAAAAUUACUUAUUUCUUGUCCCAUGUAUGGGUAUAUGAUACAGUUGAUUGCUAUUACUAAUUUCUGUUCACACACGUCUUGUAGAGGAGGACAAAAAAAAAAAAAAAAUCUUUCUGAACAUUAAAUAAUAGUGUAAAGGAUUCAAGAGAUAUGGCAAUUUUGAAAAGUACAAUAAAUGACUUGUUUUGGCAUGACUUGA
Messenger RNA from Myxocyprinus asiaticus (Chinese sucker), 4550 nucleotides. Its product is annotated as rab11 family-interacting protein 4A. The coding region runs from base 106 to 1971 and encodes 621 amino acids. Gene Ontology annotation, molecular function: calcium ion binding. NCBI's taxonomy places the organism in Eukaryota, Metazoa, Chordata, Actinopteri, Cypriniformes, Catostomidae. Gene Ontology annotation, cellular component: cleavage furrow; endocytic vesicle; recycling endosome membrane. Gene Ontology annotation, biological process: endocytic recycling; regulation of cytokinesis. The record is from RefSeq and is a predicted model, not a curated record. The transcript has 15 exons.